CUGAAUGCACGCUCAGUGUCUGAUGCUGUGUGACCUAUCCGAUCGUAACCCUAAGGGUCCUUGUUGACUACAAUAUUCUUAAUAUAUCUUUUCGUCCAACCGGAUCUUGACAUUUCGACAGCAAUGUAAAUUUAAGGGCACGUUAAUUGUGCGUUAUCUCUGCGCGGGUUUUUGACCGGAAGACUUCGCGUCAGGUGCUGCUGUUGAAGUAAUGAAGAGGUGAAUCCUCAGUUUUGGGACCUUCUUGCUCACUGGCAUACGACCGAUCAGCGCUUCUUUUCUAUGGCGUUUAUUAAUCAUUCCAGUAACUUAUGUGCCGUAUGGCAGACAUCAUGUCGCUUGGCAAGAAAUGAAUCCUGAUUCAGCGCGUGACACCCACAGAAUCGCUCGUCAGCCCGCGCGCGCGGGAGAACUUUGCUUCGCAAGUCUUGUAUGGAUACGGAACCCGCCGCACCGCCGCGCGCUGGAUCGACAACUUUCCUCAUAAACAACGUUAGCGUCCUUCCCAUGUCGUUACAAAUUCUUCUUGUCAUCGAUUAUCGUCGCUCUAAGUGGACGAGAAUGUUUCAGAGACUAUAUCUGCUCAAACUCGUGGAAAAUAUCAUUGGUAAGCGCUGAGGAGCGAAUUAAACUGCUGAUAAUAAAUGACUUUUAUGCUCUUCAGACUCGCGUCCUCGCCAGGUGGACUGUGAAGAGCCAGAAGAGGAAUGUUUAUCCGAAAUUUAUUGGGUUUUUGGUCGUUUUUGUUAAGUCGCUGCUUUUUUUCAAUAUUUCUUCCAUUUUUGCAGUUUGCAAAAGGAGAGCUCCAGAAAUCAUGUUCCCGAACCACAGUGUUGCCGUUGGAAGGGAGUUGCCAGUUGCCAUGCCAGUGUAGGCCCUACCCACCAUUACCACCUCCACCCCCUCCUCCGCCACCCCCAAGGCUACUGGCUCCAACUGUGGCUCCCUCCACUGUGUCCCCUAUAACACCCUGGAGAAGAGAGAUGGAGAUCUUGGUACUGGGGACAGUAAGCUGUGCAUCGGUGGUCUUCCUCCUCCUGACUGUCAUCAUUUGCUACAAGGCCAUCAAGAGGAAACCCCUUAGAAAAGAGGAGAACGGCACAAGCCGAGGGGAGUACGCCAUGAGCUCACGAUGUAAGCAGCAGGUGGAAACCAAUAACACUGGAGUAUAGUGGCCAUGCUAAAGUAAAGUAAGAAAUGCACAGAUGAAACUCUGUAUCCUACGGCACCACCAUCUCUCUGUUUAGGUUUAUGAGAUGGGGAAAAAGGUAUGAAGCUGAAUUUUAGAAACUGAAACCACGUGGUUGCCCUUCUGGGGAUAUAAUAAUAUGUUUAACAAGAGACUACUAAAUAAAGUAAGUAUAUAAGUAAAUAGAUAAUGACUGGUGUGUGUAAGCAAGUAUAUGCAAGGUUUAGGGAGACACUCAGACUUAAAGAUGCUGACAGUAAGAAGAGUAUCACAAGACUCAGACUGUCAUGCCCCAGAGGCUCCUCUGAGGACAAUAUACGACACCAACAACAAAAUGAAACGCAUGCACUUUCUGUUGAAUGCAGUGAUGUUUUCCUGUCUUAAACUUAGUCUCUACAAUGUCCCUCGUUAUAAAUAAAUGGUUUCCUCACUUCGUGUACAUGUAUUGGCCCGUAAACAUAUUGUUAGAGGAUCCAAAUGGAUUGGCUCAUCCUGCUUUUUGUGUACCAAAUAUAAAUGACACGUUAUGCCUGAAAUUGCCCCCAAUUAUUUUUGCUUUAUAAUGUGUUACUAUGCAAUUGAAAAGGACUGACAUUUUGGGUUGCAUGUUGUCAAUACAAAGGUAUAAGGCUAGCACUAACAUUGCUAAAUGUUAGUGGUGAUUUUAGUCUGAUCGUUCUAUACGUACAUAUAAUGUAUAUGUAUAUUUUAGGAGCCUAAAUUACGGUGAUGGUGUAGUUUACAUGUAACCCCUCGUUCAGACAGCCAGUGACGUUAUCGCAGUGUGUCGCUCGUCUCUUUCAAUGAGGCGUUUCUAAAUCUGCUUGUCAUAAACAAAUGAGUACCAUCCACGCCAGUAACUGACGAGAGAAGGGUGAUGUGAACUCCACUGCUUUGUUCUCAGUGGUAGUUGCUCCCGAAAUUUGCUCGACAUCUGCAUAAAGUUAAACUUUUCUUAACUUUCUUGCGUUGCUGGACACGCCCAUACGGUCGCCAACGGUCACUUUCGCUCGUGUCGCCGGAAGUCGCCCGGUUUCCAUUGAAAUGAAUGAGAUCACGUCGCUCUGCUACUGCUGGUUGUUUGCUGUCUGAAUGGGGCGUGAGAGACAACAUUAUACAUACAUUCAAACAAAACAACAUGGAAUGUUUAUUAAUAGUCAACUUUGUGUUAUGCUAUUAUGUUAUUUAUGUUAUAUUUAUUAAAAAUGAACAGUGUUGGGGAAAGUUACUUUUAAAAGUAAUGCAUUACAAUAUUAAGUUACUCCCAAAAAAAGUAACUGUAAUGCUUUCGUUACUUUUUAGUUACUUUUGCGUUACUUUUUCUUGGCUAAGGCUGGAUCGCUUUCAGGCCCUGCAGGUGUUUUUUAUUACUGAAAAGUUCUGCAUUCAGAAAUUACAUAUUUCAUCACCAAAAUGUUGAGCUCUGGCCUGCCAUCUCAGUUUCUGACUCAAACUGUUCCCACACAGGUGUGUAUGCAUAAAGUGCAUAAUGUGACUACGUUUAGUUUAAUUCAGUACAUAAUUUUUUUAUCAAAUUAAUUAAACUAAAAAAGUAACUUGCAUUACUUUUUAAAAAAGUAACUCACAUAUUAAUGUCUACAUUUAAAAAGUAAUGCGUUUCUUUACUCGUUACUUCAGAAAAGUAAUAUUAUUACGUAAUGCACGUUACUUGUAAUGCGUAACCCCCAACACUGAAAAUGAAUAGAUACCCUUGAGGUGACCUUGCUGUGGCUGGCCAGUUCCCUACAGAUUCAAAUUAUAUCCAUAAUGUUAAACCUAUUAGUCAAGAAAAUGAAACAAUAAGUUGAAAGUGAACAUUAUGUACUGUGCAAUUGUUUUAGAUUUUAACAAAGCAAUGGAAGUACAUGCUUUUUUAAGAUGCCAGCCCAGAAAGCAUGCAAACCAUUGAAACAAUGUUAAAAACAGUUGAUUUGUCAAUGUUAACUGCAUUGAAUCAAUAUCAGGUUUGCACCCUCCAUUAAUAUUGCAAAAAUAUAGAAAUUUCAACAAAUCACCAUUAUUGUGAUCAGUGUUUGCUUUAGUUGGGUCAUUGACUCUUGACAUUAACUAAGUUAAUUUUUUAUUUUCUUGUUUUAGUGUUUGUAUGUGUUUAUGUGGAAACACAUGUGCAUUGGUAAAGAAAGAUGUGUUUUAAAGUUAAGUUGAAACUGAUUGCUUUUUGUGAAGAUGUCAAGAUUAUAUAAAAUUAAGCUGCUUUACAUGAUUAUGUUGAUCCAUUUUUGACAUUUAUAAUUGUUUUGGUUUGUAAAUACACUGUGACGAGACAAACAGAAAAAUUGCUGACACAUUCAGACAUCAUUACUCAUCCUACAAAUCUUAACAAUGGUGACAAUCAUCAAACAAAUUCAUAUAAAACGAUCAACUGCAAUGCAUGCUGGGAGUCAUAAAUUAGUUUAGCACUACGAUGAUACCCAGCAUACAUUGCAGCAUGAAGCUUUCUUUUGUUGAUCGUCACCAUUGAUGAGAUUCGUAGACCGAUUCAUGAUGUCAGAGAUAGAUUCAGUAGUUUAACUUUUUAAAUGUGUUUUUGUAAUUCUCAAAAUAACAGACCUGACACUGUUUCCAACUAGUACUUUAAAAUCCAUUUUUUGCAUAACUUUAACAGUAUUUCAUUCAUAUUACUUAGGUAUAUCUACAAGAAUUAAACUACUUGAUAACAUUAGAUCUUUGUUUUGUUUUCUUUGCAAUAGCAGAUGUUUUUUAAAGGGGCGGUGAAUUUGUCGAUUUUAUUGUUUUAUACUGUUGCCUGAUGUCUACUUCUGAUGUCCGCGUGGUUUUUACAUUCAAAAACAUCAAAAACAAUAAGUAAUAGGCUAUUUUGUAACAUAGAUUAGUGGCUGUCUGGAGAAAUGGUUCGUUUGAAGGGGCGGGCCGCAUUGAAGACCUGGACGUAAACACCCACUGCUAUGAUUGGACGGCUUCAUUCCCCGUCAUUACAUG
Molecule: messenger RNA, 4150 nt
Organism: Paramisgurnus dabryanus
Lineage: Eukaryota; Metazoa; Chordata; Actinopteri; Cypriniformes; Cobitidae
Source: RefSeq, a predicted model, not a curated record